AUGAUUACUCGGGUUCUAACUCGGAGAAGUCAGAACUUACAUUCAGUUAUUCUUACUGGAAGAAGUAUGUCGUCGUUGUACUACUUCAAGGCGACGCUUAACUCUGGAGAGGAAGUCAGCCUCUCCAAAUACACUGGCGUGACCGACUCUGAAUACAAAGCACUUCAAUCCCUUCAUGAGUCUUACGCCAACCAAGAAAAAGGUCUCCGCAUCCUUGCCUUCCCUUGCAAUCAAUUUGGAAAGCAAGAACCCGCCAGCGAUGCGGCCAUUGCCGAGUUUGUCAAGAAAUACAACUUCCAGGGCGAGCUCUUCCAGAAGAUAGAAGUCAAUGGAAAGAACGCUCAUCCCUUGUGGUCGUGGAUGAAGACUACUCCCAAAGGCAAGGGCACGCUGGGUAACGACAUCAAGUGGAACUUCACAAAGUUCGUUGUCGACCGCCAGGGUCAAGUCGUUGAGCGAGCUGCAACGACGACUUCAUCUGCCAAACUCGCGCCACAAAUUGAAAAACUUCUUCAAUCUCCUUUUGAGUAA
Molecule: messenger RNA, 531 nt
Organism: Oikopleura dioica
Lineage: Eukaryota; Metazoa; Chordata; Appendicularia; Copelata; Oikopleuridae
Source: the annotation of a GenBank genome assembly